AUGCCUUAAUAUCCUUUUUGGAAAUAUCAAAUUAAUGAUAUUGAAUUCUAUUAAUAAUCCUCUUCGAUAAACAUAAUAAAUAUAGAGGAAACAAAUGAUGAUUAUAAACAUGAAUAACAAUCUAAUGAAUUCCCUUAUCUAAAUUAUACAACAUAAGAAAAAAAAUAUUCAAAGAAAAUUACUACUCAUUAAAUCUACUCUAAUUAACCUAGAGAUGAUGAUUAAUCUGAAAUUAAAGAAGAUUUAUUAAGAAAAAACAGAAAGAAAUAAAUUCUUAAAGUAUACUUUUUUUAAUUAUAAUUAGUUUAACGUUGAUUCAAUAUUGCCAGGAGAAAGUAAGAAUUUACCUAAAUGUUAUGCUAGAUAAUUAAAAAUAUUCAUUAAAAAUGUUUGUGAUUAGACAGAAGACCUUGAAAUAUAAAAAUUGAAAGAUGAUAUAGAUAUUAAGUAGUUCUUAUAAGUCCAAGUAGAAAAAUUAUCAAAAUUUGAAUUAUUCAAAUUUAUAUAAACUCCAGGAGGAAGUAUCUUCUGUAAGGAGUUUUUUGGCAAAUGUUUGUGGAAUUUUGGAGUUGUAAAAGAAUCAAAAACUAAUGUCAAUGUGCUUUUCAGGCACAACCUUGAAGAAUUUUGUUAAGUAAUCAAAAAGAAAAAAGAGUGA
Messenger RNA from Paramecium pentaurelia, 658 nucleotides. NCBI's taxonomy places the organism in Eukaryota, Ciliophora, Oligohymenophorea, Peniculida, Parameciidae. The record is from the annotation of a GenBank genome assembly.